AUGUCAUCGGACGAGAUCUUGGCGGGCAAAGCCCUCGAAUCGAGAAAACCAACAAUCCUAGCCAUUGUGGUUUCAAUCCCAAUCCUAGCCUUCUCAGCUGUGUUGUUGCGAGUUUACACCCGCACAAUCUUACUGAGAAACUUUGGUAUCGACGAUGGAUGUGUUAUCAUUGCACUUAUUCAGCUCUUCACAUUAGCAUGUGCCACUCUCGUUGGAUACAAUACCCGAAACGGCUUCGGUGCCCAUCAAUCCACUGUUUCCGAUGAUGAGUUUAGAGCUUUUAUGAAGACAUUCUACUUCUCUAUUGUUACAUACAAUAUCGCCCUAGCCGCCAUCAAGACAACAUUUCUCGUCCAGUAUUACCGCGCCAUAGGUGUCCGCCAGUACAAGAGAACAUACCUGAUAGCUCUUGUUAUCGUCAGUGCAUGGAGCGUUUCACAAAUUUUGCUCAACACCCUUGCAUGCACACCGGUAUCAGCUUUCUGGGAUCAUUCGGCUGGCGGUUCAUGCAUCCCUAACAACCCAUCAUGGUAUAUCAACGCGGCUGGAAACAUCGUAACGGACAUUCUAAUCAUGCUGCUUCCGCUACCUAUCCUUCGAGAACUGCGGCUUGGGCGACGUCAAAAGUGGAUUCUCAUCUCUAUCUUCUGCUUAGGCUUCUUCACUUGCAUCAUAUCAAUCAUCCGGAUCAAGUUCCUUAGUAUAACCGAGGAUAUCACCUGGAACAACGUGGAAGCUGCGGCUUGGUCUGUGACUGAGCUCUGCUCCGGCAUUAUCUGCGCAAGUCUCCCAACUCUGCGGCCCCUGGUCUCCCGCCACUUCCCCUCUUUCUCUAGCCACAGUCGUUCUUACGCGAUACAUGAGGAUUCAAGAGCCCAGAUGAAUAGCCAUCAGUUACACCAGUCACGUGGCCUCGAGAUGGAUGGCUUCUCUGGCCAAAGUAUUCACUCAUCCGAGAGCAAGGAACAACUACAUGUCUUGGAGUCGAGGAUUAUCAUACAUACCGAUAUCGACCAGCAUGUACAAGCAUCAGCGCCAGGAAAUCAUCAAACUUUACACCAUACAUCUAUUGAAGGAGGGCCAGGUUCAGAAAUUGUAGUUCUGGGGAAGUAG
Molecule: messenger RNA, 1113 nt
Organism: Fusarium sp. VM40
Lineage: Eukaryota; Fungi; Ascomycota; Sordariomycetes; Hypocreales; Nectriaceae
Source: the annotation of a GenBank genome assembly